GGUGAAGUCGAAGGUCAAUUGAGCUCUUCGUCUCUCUUCGCCGCGACGUCUGUAACCCACCAUGCCGCGUAAAGGAGGCAAGCGCAGGAAGACCCGCACCCACGUGGUGGAGGCCCCCGGCGUGGAGAAGGAUGACUCGCCCAUGAGCUUCGUGUUCAAGAUGGGCAAGGUGCCCGGCGUCGUGAGCACGCUGGUGCAGGACAUGCGCCGCGUCAUGGCGCCCUACACGGCCGACAAGCUACGCGAGAAGCGCAAGAACACGCUCAAGGACUUCGUGCACGUGGGCGCCCCCAUGGGCGUCACGCACUUCAUCUUCUUCACCAACACGGAGGCCGGCACCAACCUCAAGAUCGCGCGCAUCCCGCGCGGCCCGACGCUGUCGUUCAAGGUGACCAAGUACUCGCUCAUGAAGCAGAUGCACCUGGUGGUCAAGCGCCCCGUGGACGCGUCGGCUGCGCUCAAGUCCAAGCCGCUGGUCGUGCUCAACAACUUCACGGCGCCCGACGACCACAUUAAGCUGAUGAACGUGACGUUCCAGAACAUGUUCCCGGCCAUCGACGUGCAGACGGUGGCGCUGUCGGAGUGCAGGCGUGUGGUGCUGUUCAACUACGAGAAGGAGACGGAUACGGUCGAGUUCCGCCAGUACGUGAUCCGCGCUGCGCCGCUUGGUCUGUCGAAAAGUGUCAAGACCAUCGUGAAGGCCAAGGUGCCCAACCUGAACAAGCUCGAGGAUAUCAGUGAGUACGUGCUGGGCAACGGCGCUGGCAUUGGAUCGGCUUCGGACAGUGAAGUGGACGACGAGGCGUCCCACGUGACGCUGCCCGACUCGUUCCGUGGACGUGGCAACCGCAAGGCUGAGAAGAGCGCUGUGCGGCUGACGGAGAUCGGACCGCGUCUCACGCUGAGCCUUACCAAGGUGGAGCGCGGCAUCUGCGAGGGCGACGUGCUGUACCACGCCUACAAGACCAAGACGCCGGAGGAGUCUGCCAAGGCUAAGGCGAAGCACGAAGCUGCGCUCGCCCUCAAGCGCCAGCGUCGUGAAGAACAGGAGGCCAACGUCGCGAAGAAGCAGGAGGCCAAGGAUGCGAAGAAGCAGCGCAAGGCUGAGCGCAAGCGGAAGCGCGAGCAAGGCGAGGAUGAUGAUGAGUACGACGAGACCACUGCCAAGACUGGUGGCAACGACGACGACUCGGAGCUGGACGACGUCGAGUACUACCGCCAAGAGGUUGGCGAGGAGCCGGACGCGUACAUGUUCCCUGACAAGAAGAAGGAGCCCAAGCACAAGAAGCAGAAGAAAUCCACGGAGAUGAAGGCUCCUGUGCAGAAGCCGUCCGAGACUGCUGCGUCCGACAAGAAGAACCGAUUCCUUCGGGCUGGUGGCAAGGCCCCCAAGGGCCAAGUCAUCCGUCAGCGCCAACCCAAGAAGAAGUAG
This is a messenger RNA of Phytophthora sojae, 1432 nucleotides long. RefSeq lists its product as hypothetical. Lineage: Eukaryota; Oomycota; Peronosporomycetes; Peronosporales; Peronosporaceae. Gene Ontology annotation, biological process: rRNA processing; ribosomal large subunit assembly. Gene Ontology annotation, cellular component: preribosome, large subunit precursor. Gene Ontology annotation, molecular function: rRNA binding. The transcript is spliced from 2 exons. The coding region runs from base 62 to 1432 and encodes 456 amino acids. The record is from RefSeq and is a predicted model, not a curated record.